CUUGCAACUGGACUCACGAUUGAUCCAAAAUGAAGGUUAAAAUAAUAAGUUGGACAGCUGUGUCGACAUGGAGGUGGAUAGCCAAUGAUGAUAACUGUGGUAUAUGUCGGAUGGCUUUUGAUAGUUGCUGUCCAGACUGUAAGAUGCCAGGUGAUGACUGCCCGUUAGUAUGGGGGCAGUGUUCCCAUGUGUUUCAUAUGCACUGCAUCUUGAAGUGGCUCAACUCCCAGCAGGUACAGCAGCAGUGCCCCAUGUGCCGACAAGAGUGGAAGUUCAAGGAGUGAAAGGUGAAAGAACAUCAGGCCUGACAUUUCAUCUUUGGACAUGUUGAAAGGGCAAGGCCAGUAUUUUUCACUUUGCAAAGGGCACUUGCAUUAGAACAACUUAAAGUCAAUGGGGCACUUCUGAAGGGCACCAAGGCAAAGACAAGGGGCAACGGAGCCCAUGGCCUCCAUGGCCUGAGUGUGAUUCGAGGCCUGGACCAUUCACAUGACCAAACUUUACGAAGACUUUAAGAAGAAACUAGUUUGGCUCUUUUAUGUUUUUAUGAGAAUGGCCACUGACAUUGAACUUUGUAAAUACAGGAAACAGACAAAGUUGAUCUGUCGCGGUUGAGAGGAAAGUCAUAACUCAUCAUAACUUGUCGAGAGAAACCAGAUUGAAGAAGAGAUUUUCCCCUGUUGCAGCCAGUUGCCAUUUUGUUUUUAUUGAUAACUAACCGAA
Messenger RNA from Asterias rubens (European starfish), 723 nucleotides. Its product is annotated as anaphase-promoting complex subunit 11. Gene Ontology annotation, cellular component: anaphase-promoting complex; nucleus. NCBI's taxonomy places the organism in Eukaryota, Metazoa, Echinodermata, Asteroidea, Forcipulatida, Asteriidae. Gene Ontology annotation, biological process: protein ubiquitination; anaphase-promoting complex-dependent catabolic process; positive regulation of mitotic metaphase/anaphase transition. Gene Ontology annotation, molecular function: cullin family protein binding; ubiquitin protein ligase activity; zinc ion binding. The transcript is spliced from 3 exons. The record is from RefSeq and is a predicted model, not a curated record. The coding region runs from base 30 to 284 and encodes 84 amino acids.